GCUUUGACUCGGUGGGUCGUCCUCUUCUCUUUCUGCUCUCCGGUCUCCAGUGAGGAUUUACAUACCCUGAUUUCCGUGGGACUGGGAAGCGAAAGAGGAGGGUGUUGAGUCUUUCUGAGGAACUGAGGAAACACCCGCAGAAAACAGCUUUAAUAUAACUUAAAUGUACAACUUUUCUCCCCGUGAAGCUACUUUCCUCAGCGGCUCUUCUCACUGGGUGCUUGUUGUAGUCUGGAGGAAAGCUGGGAGGUUUUCUCAGGAGAAGUCUGGAAGAAAGCUUGAGUUGAACCCGGUUUGAAGGGCUGUGGCCAUGGCCGGUGGAGGAGGAGGUGGAGGAGGAGGAGGUGGUGGUGUUUCUGGUGGUGUUUCUCCGUUGGGGCCCGCAGCACCGCCGAUGUGGUAUCACCGGGACCUGAGUCGAGCUGCGGCCGAGGAGCUGCUCGCCCGGGCCGGCAGAGACGGCAGCUUCCUGGUGCGGGACAGCGAGAGCGUCAACGGGGCUUACGCUCUGUGUGUACUGUUUCAGAAGCAUGUCCACACAUACAGAAUCCUCCCGGAUGAAGACGGAUUUCUGGCUGUACAGACAUCUCAGGGCGUGCAGCCUAAGCGGUUUAAGACGUUACCAGAGUUGGUGUCGUUGUACCUGCAGCCCAGUCAGGGUCUGGUCACCACGCUGCUUUACACUGUGGACAGAGAGGAAACAGCUGUCAGCGAUGACAGGGACUACUCAGAUGGGGAGGAUGAGAAGCCACCCCUCCCCCCUCGCUCUGCCUCCACGUCCACUCCCCCUGGACCAGACACACCCACAGACAGUGCUCCAGCAGCUAAUGGCCUGAGCACCAUCUCCCACGAGUACCUGAAGGGCAGCUAUGCUCUGGACCUGGAGGCAGUCAAACAGGGAGCCUGCUCCCUCCCUCACCUCAACAAGACACUAGUGGCCUCCUGCAAACGCCUCAACGGGGAAGUGGAUAAGGUUCUGUCUGGUCUGGAGAUCCUGUCAAAGGUCUUUGAUCAGCAGAGUGCUUUCAUGGUCUCCAAGAUGAUCCAACAGUCGGUGAAUCAGGGUGGAGACCAGGAGUUGGAGAACCUUGUGACCAAGCUGGCAAUUCUCAAAGACCUGUUGUCCUCCAUAGAGAAGAAGGCUCUGAAAGCUCUCCAGGACAUGAGUUUGUCCUCUCCGUGCUCCCUUCCUCCUCUCUCCAUGCGUCACAGCAAAGCCAUCCCUGUGCAGGCCUUCGAGGUGAAGCUAGAUGUUUACCUGGCAGAGCUGACGAAGAUAGGAAAGAGUCAGAAGUACACUCUAUCUGUGGACGUGGAGGGAGGACGACUAGUCGUGAUGAAGAAGGUGAAGGACAGCCAAGAGGACUGGACCACCUUCACACAUGACAAAAUCCGUCAGCUGAUCAAGUCUCAGCGGGUGCAGAAUAAACUGGGCAUUGUUUUUGAGAAGGAGAAGGACAAGAGCCAGAGGAAAGACUUCAUCUUUGCUAGUGCCAAGAAGCGGGAGGCAUUUUGCCAGCUGCUGCAGCUGAUGAAGAACAAACAUUCCAACCAAGACGAGCCAGACAUGAUUUCCAUCUUCAUAGGCACCUGGAAUAUGGGCUCAGUACCUGCGCCUAAGUCUCAGGCCUCAUGGGUGUUGUGCCGUGGCCUCGGGAAGACUCUAGACGAGAUGACGGUCACCAUCCCUCAUGACCUCUAUGUGUUUGGAAGCCAAGAAAACUCUGUGUGUGAUCGGGAGUGGGUGGAGUCACUACGUGCCAUGUUGAAAGAACAGACAGAGCUGGAUUAUAAACCGAUCGCAGUGCAAACUCUGUGGAACAUAAAGAUCGCUGUGUUGGUGAAACCUGAACACGAGAACCGGAUCAGCCACGUGGGGAUGUCCAGUGUCAAGACGGGCAUCGCCAACACACUGGGUAACAAAGGAGCUGUGGGUGUGUCCUUUAUGUUCAACGGGACAUCUUUCGGCUUUGUGAACUGUCACUUAACAUCAGGGAAUGAGAAGAUUGCCAGGAGGAACCAGAACUACCUAGAUAUCCUCCGCCUGCUGUCACUAGGAGACAAACAGCUGAGCUCCUUCGACAUCUCGCUGCGCUUCACACACCUCUUUUGGCUGGGAGACCUCAACUACAGGCUGGAUAUGGACAUACAGGAGAUUUUAAACUACAUUAACAGGAAGGAGUUUGAGCCCCUGCUGAAGGUGGACCAGCUCAACCUGGAGAGGGAGAAGAACAAAGUCUUUCUACGCUUUGGGGAGGAAGAGAUCUCAUUCCCACCCACCUACCGUUAUGAACGUGGCUCAAGGGACACAUAUGUCUGGCAGAAGCAGAAGGCCACAGGGAUGAGGACUAAUGUCCCAUCCUGGUGUGACAGGAUCCUGUGGAAGUCGUACCCAGAAACACACAUUGUCUGCAACUCCUAUGGCUGUACAGAUGAUAUCGUGACCAGUGAUCAUUCCCCUGUGUUUGGUACCUUCGAGGUGGGGGUGACCUCCCAGUUUGUCUCUAAGAAAGGUCUGCCAAAGUCCUCAGAGCAGGCCUAUAUUGAGUUCGAGAGCAUCGAGGCCAUAGUGAAGACGGCGAGCAGAACCAAGUUCUUCAUCGAAUUCUACUCCACUUGUCUGGAAGAGUUUAAGAAGAGCUACGAGAACGACAGUCAGAGCAGCGACAACGUCAACUUCCUGCGUGUGGGCUGGUCCAACAAGCAGCUAACGACGCUCAAACCUCUGCUCUCAGAGAUCGAGUACCUGCAGGACCAACAUCUGCUGCUGACCGUGAAAUCACUGGAUGGAUAUGAGUCCUACGGAGAGUGUGUGUUGGCUCUGAAGUCUAUGAUUGGCAGCACAGCACAGCAGUUCCACACCUACCUGUCCCACCGUGGCGAGGAAACAGGAAAUAUCAGGGGGUCCAUGAGGGUCAGAGUCCCGUCCGAAAGAAUGGGAACCAGGGAGAGACUCUACGAGUGGAUCAGUGUGGACAAGGAUGAGACGGGUGGACCUAAAGGGAAAUCCACUUUGGUAUCCAGAGUGGGACAUGAAUACGUCAAGCCGUCUGUGGUCCGUAAACAGCUUGGAGAGCUGGGAAAAGUCAGUGAGGAGGGAGAAAGGAGCAGCAAGGAGGAAACUGCUGCUAGGCCCAAACAGGAAGCACCGGACGGCGACCCAUCCAUCUGCAAGAACAGCUAUAAUAACCCCGCCUACUACAUCCUGGAGGGCGUUCCCAACCAGUCGGCAGCUGCUCUUUCGCCUGAGCUUCUUCCGUCUCCUACCUCCGCAAACCCCCAGGUAGCUAAACCUCCUCCUCCCUCAGCUGGAGCUCGAACCAAACCCCCCUAUGUGGCCUCAGUGCCCUCUCACCCACGCAGACCCAUGACGGGGCACCCGGUCCGCGCUAUUAGCGAGGAAGGCUCCUCAGAGGACGAUGGCGGUGCCUGUGUGGCAGGAGCGCAGGGGGGUGGUGUCGUAACAACAGUCGGAAGCACUCUAAAUCGACCCCCUCCUGACUUCCCCCCUCCUCCUCUCCCUAAGGGAGCCCUGGAGAUGGUCGCAGAGGCCCCCUUCUCCAAACCUCGCCCUCUUUACCCAGACCUAGCCGAGGUCAGGAUCCCAGCAGCCGGUCCUGCUGCCCCUCUGGCCCUCGGAGAGGGUUUCAGACGAGGUGGAGGAGGAGGAGGAGGAGGACAGGGGGUGUUGGACGACCAGUCGUGUUCUGUGCUUCAGAUGGCAAAGACACUGAGUGAGAGUGAGUUUUCUGGGCAGCCUCCACGCGCUCCGUCUGCACCGCCACCUCUUAGAGGGCAGCCGAUGGGUUUAGGUCUGGACGCCUGCCGCACCUUCCCACCCAGGAAGGCCAUCACAGAGAGUAUCGCAGAGGACAUGCCUGAGGAGGCACUCUGGGGCAGCAGUAGCUCGUCUUUGUCUGUUGGGGAAUCCUCAGUGGGAGAGUGGCUUGGGAGACUGGGACUGGAGAGGUAUGAGCAGGGUCUUCUACACAACGGCUGGGACGACCUGGAGUUCCUCAGUGACAUCACAGAGGAGGACCUGGAGGAGGCGGGAGUGCUCGACCCCGCCCACAAGCGAAUCCUGCUGGAGAGCCUCAGGCAGCAGCAGCAGCCGCCGAAAUAAACUGUUUAAAACUGGUCUACGACUGGUCCAAACUGGCCUGGUACCACACCAGGUCCCAACAGGCCAAAUCUCAGCUGAACUGAACUGAACUGAACUGAACUGAGCUGGAACGUGCCAAUUGAUGCCGGACUGUGCCUUCUGAGAGAAAUUGCACUUCUAUUUGUACUUUCAACAAAACACUUGUAGAACCACCAUCUUUUUUCACAUGUACUGUAUGUGUGUUGUCGUUGUCGUAGAGGUGGCCUUAUUUAAUGAGAAUCAUUUCAGUCCUUCAAGCGUCACUACAUAACAAGCCUCAUCUUAAAAAGCUAGUGAGAAGAUGCAGGGUGAGAUAAUAUAGUUUUUCUGGCCAGACAGAAUUGGAGAUAUGACUCACGUGUAGAGCAGCUGAUGCUGUACCAUCACUUCUGACCUGCAGCUUCAAGCUCGUGUUAAAGUUUUUCUUUCUUUGUCCUGAGAAACUUUAUCUGAGAAGUUUAACACUCCUCAGAUAUGGGGAACGUUCAAGUUUAAGCAAAAUGAAAAGAGGGCUUUUUGUGGGAAACCAAAGCCUUGAAAUCACACUGCACUACUGUGUUUUGCAGUUCAGACUCUUUUAACAACAACGUGUUCUUGUCUCUCCACUAAUGGUCAAAUUAGGGGAAACUAUGUGGGAAUUGUUAGAGAGCACUCAAGGGUAAUGUCAGCCCACAGCUCGGGAACGCCCUUGCUUUCUGUGACGGAGGCGUCUUUACAGGAAGUGGUGACAGGAGAGGAGCUAGCCCUGACUCAUGUCAGGCUAAAGCGAGCUCAACUAGCAUUUCUCCAGUUUUGUAUUUUUGUCAUGAAGUUCGGGCCACUGUUGUUUAAAUGGUGGCAAUUAAUGUCUCAGUGUCUCUGCAUAUAUUUAUGGUUUUAUGUUUGUUUUUUUAAGGAUAAAGGGAAUAUGGAGCAAAUCAACCAAACAGGUCCCAGUGGAGCUGAAAGUGCAUAUUUCACCUUGGUACAGCAUUUAACUGACUGUGUUAGACAUCAGUACUGCUGGUGUGUGAUCUGUUUGCACUCAACACUGACAUUUCAGAUUUUUUUCCUAACAAUUGCAGAUUGUGACAAGUUGAUUACAACUUACAAGUAACCUUAAACGUUCACAAAUGACACAUGCAGCAUACCGAUUCUUGGAACAAUCAGUUUUCGGUUGAUUGAUUAAGAAAAUCAAGUAGAUAAGGCAAUAAAAUCCCAAGUAUACAUGAGGUAAUAAAUGCUGUACCAAAGUGAAGUUUCACUCUGAAAGUUUUCCCCAGCACAUUUCUCAUGAUCACACUGUCUGCGAGGACAUUAAAUUCCAAUUUACAGAAGAAGGCAAAUCUUAUUUUAGCAUCCCAUAACCGAGGUGUGAUGGGCUUUAUGUCGCAUCUUUCGCUCAUUUUAAAUCAUGUAAAUGGAGCAGUGUUCAGGGAAUUGGUUAACAUAGCUAAAUAGAUUAACUAAUUGUUCUACUGAAGAUUUACUAAGCCAUUUUAUCGUCAUUGUCUUGGAGAAACCAUUUGUCACCAAAACAUUUGUUUUCCUGUAAUACAGUUUAGAGAUCUUGCUGAUUUUAUUUGAUUCUUUUAUAACAUUACUAGCCCAGUUUUAGACAUGUUUUAUACUCGUGGGAGAAGAUGUCACCUCUCAUGAUGCAUUGAAAAGAAGUAACGUCAGGUUUCUGCAGGACACAGAUGGUUUGAUGGCUGUUGUUGUUCCCUGAUGUAACCAGCAGGUGUUGCUGCUACUCCAUAAACCUCAUCAGUAGGUUUGUUGCUGACUGUGGAAAACUUUGGGAAAAUAAGAGUUUGUUUAUAUAUAUUGUUCUUGAGCAGUUAAGAAUCAGAGAGUUAACUUACCUGUUAGUGUUCAGAAAGCCUUUAUUUGUUCUUAACUUAAAUCCUGCCUCCUCUUCUUAGAUGCCAAACAAUUAAGCCAGUUUAUAGUUGUUUUAAGAGAUGCAGAUGUUGCCUCAAAUGUAGAACUCUAAAACUCUCAGUGAAUGUGUCGUAGCACUUACAUUCAUGUGUGUUUCUCCUCCUAAUUUUCCAAAAGCAUCCUUGAAUUAUGUUGCUCACAUGCAACCUUAGCCUGUUAUGUGUUGUACAAUUUGUCUAAUUUUCUAACAGCCAAAUAAUCACAAUGCAGACAAUGUGGAUCUGCCGUUCAGACGUGUUAGAGCUCUUUUUAAGCCAUUUUGGCCUCGCAGUGUUCUCGGUUAUGUGUGUGUUUGAGUGUGAGUGUGUGUGUGUUUGUAUAUGUGUGCAUGAGUGAAAAAGAGACCAUUGUUGUCUUCUCUGAAACACUCCGUUUUAUCUUUUUUCCUUCAUGUAGUCGCCUCUUUUGAUUAUGUUAAGUUAAUGUAAGUUUAUGUACUUGUUUUUUUCAAUUAAAAUCUAAUAUCUUUCCUUAUUUUCUACAUU
Molecule: messenger RNA, 6549 nt
Organism: Sebastes umbrosus (honeycomb rockfish)
Lineage: Eukaryota; Metazoa; Chordata; Actinopteri; Perciformes; Sebastidae
Gene: inppl1a
Product: inositol polyphosphate phosphatase-like 1a
Exons: 27
Coding region: 311-4123 (1270 amino acids)
Biological process (GO): phosphatidylinositol dephosphorylation
Molecular function (GO): phosphatase activity; protein binding
Source: RefSeq, a predicted model, not a curated record